AUGCUCGCCACCGCCUCCCCGCGCCUCCACGCCGCGGCGCGCCGCCUCUCCCUGGCGGCGGCGCCCGCGGGGGCCCUGCCCGCACUACGCCUCCCGCGCAGCCGCCCCGCCCGCUACGUCUCCCUGCGCCUGCGCGCGUCCGCGUCCGCGUCCGCGGCGGCCCCGUCGGCCAAGGAGGACCUCGGGUUCGACGAGAUGGCGGCCCGCACCACGCGGCGCUACUACAUGCUCGGGGGCAAGGGAGGCGUCGGCAAGACGAGCUGCGCGGCGUCGCUCGCCGUGCGCUUCGCCAACAGCGGCCACCCCACCCUCGUCGUCUCCACCGACCCCGCGCACUCCCUCAGCGAUUCGUUCGCACAGGAUUUGACCGGCGGCGCUCUCGCCUCAGUGGAAGGCACCGAUUCUCCACUGUUUGCGCUUGAGAUAAACCCUGAGAAGUCUCGUGAAGAGUUUCGGACAAUAAAUCAAAAGAAUGGAGGCAGUGGAGUGAAAGAUUUCAUGGACGGCAUGGGCCUUGGGAUUCUUGCUGACCAGCUUGGGGAGUUGAAACUGGGGGAGCUAUUGGACACACCACCACCAGGACUGGAUGAGGCAAUAGCAAUUUCUAAGGUUAUACAAUUCCUCGAAGCACCAGAAUAUAGCAUGUUUAGCCGCAUUGUAUUUGACACAGCUCCUACGGGCCAUACACUUCGGUUACUAUCCUUGCCAGACUUCUUGGAUGCAUCAAUUGGGAAGAUCUUGAAGCUUAGGAGCAAAAUUGCUUCAGCAACAUCAGCUAUUAAAUCAGUUUUUGGACAAGAUGUUCAACAGCAGGAUGCAGCAAACAAAUUGGAGCAACUCAGAGAAAGGAUGGUCAAGGUGCGGGAGCUUUUUCGUGACACAGAGUCAACUGAAUUUAUUAUAGUGACAAUUCCAACGGUCAUGGCGAUCAGUGAAUCAGGAAGGUUACAUUCUUCAUUGCAAAAAGAAAGUGUUCCAGUAAGAAGACUCAUCGUCAACCAAGUUCUACCACCUUCAUCAUCAGAUUGUAAAUUUUGUGCUAUAAAAAGAAAGGAUCAAGCGCGUGCUUUGGAUAUGAUAAAGAAUGAUCCAGAGUUGAUGGAGUUGCAUGUAAUGCAAGCACCUCUUGUGGACAUGGAAAUCAGAGGUGUUCCUGCUCUCAAGUUUUUGGGUGAUAUAGUGUGGAAGUAACCUUAGUUUGCGGAAAGUAGGAUAACUUCAGGGAAACUACUGGGGUGAUACGAUGUUAACUUUUUUACACCGUUAAACCGUCGAUCCAAUCCAAGAAACAGCAUGAGCAGAUCUGCAGAGCUACUGGAUAGAUUGCAGCUUAGCAGAUGCACAUGUACUAAUCUGAGUAAAUAACAUCAAAUCGGAGGAUUUUGCUGAGCUAGCAUCUGUGAUUUGCUCUACUGACAGUAAUAUAGGAUUGAAAAGGAAGGUGCUUCGAUCA
Messenger RNA from Lolium rigidum, 1453 nucleotides. Its product is annotated as ATPase GET3B-like. NCBI's taxonomy places the organism in Eukaryota, Viridiplantae, Streptophyta, Magnoliopsida, Poales, Poaceae. Gene Ontology annotation, molecular function: ATP hydrolysis activity; ATP binding. The transcript is spliced from 10 exons. Bases 1 to 1191 code for a protein of 396 amino acids. Gene Ontology annotation, biological process: post-translational protein targeting to endoplasmic reticulum membrane. The record is from RefSeq and is a predicted model, not a curated record. Gene Ontology annotation, cellular component: GET complex.